GGAUGGAGAUAAAGGAGCAGUCAGGCAGCAGGAUGUACACGGCUCCGCUCUCUGAGGCGGCUCUUAGGGUCCUGGCUGCUCUACGGGCCCAGCAUCAGGACCAGGGCAGUCUCAACCAACGCUUCAACACUCGCAGGCAAAUGGAAAGCUGUAAUUACAGCCGUGUAGAGCUGUGGACUGCAAGCAGCUGCAGUCAGAUGGAGGCUAAAGACAGUUUCUCCUGUCGGUCCCAAGUGUUGUUUUCCAUCUCUGAUCAUCACUCUACCGAUGAGACACUGAGUCAUCAGAAUGCUGCAGACAGUCAGGCCUCCUCCUCCUGCAGGAAUCCCCCCCUCCAACAGAAGCCCCCUCAGACCCUCCCAGAUCCUCCUCCUUACUUGUUCUCUCAGGAGACUGAAGAAUCCCUCUGCCAGCAAUACUCAUCUCCCUAUUUUCCCCAUCCACCAAACAGUCUUCCUGCUCAUCAAACUGCACGUUGCAGCAGUUCCACAGGAAUAUUAAAGCCAGCGUUUAAGCUCAGUGAAUUCACAGAUCAUAGCGGCCCUGAUGAAUUAUCUGCCUUUACCUCAGAGCAGUCUCAUUCUUUAGCGUGUCAUCCGCCAUUACCCUGCUCUGAUAAACCUAAAAAGACAGUAAACCUAUCAGGUCCACACAAUGAAGAUGAAGCUACCUGGGAUAUUGGUUCCAGUGAAGCAGAGUGUCAUGAACCUCCAGGCAGUGGAGCAAAGUGGAGACAUUGUGUGUCUAAUCCCUCAGAAGAGGGACUUCAGCCCUUAAAGCUGAACACAACCGGAACCAGAGGAGGACACCUGCCUUCCAUGUUCCAGACAGCAGAGAGGGAACCCUCAGGGGGACCAAUAGUUCAGUCAGAAGACACCAAAGUCAUCCUGGAGUACAACUGCACCAGCAGCCUGACCAGAUGUGGCUUGAUGGCUACAGCAAUGGAAAGAAAAACAGAUACAGAUGUUGAAGAAUACAAUGAAACUGAUGAGAUGCCAAAACAGCAGAAUUCUGACUCUGGAGAUGCUGAUUUACACAGAUCAAACUCAGUUACACAAAAGAUAGAAGAAAUCAGACUUUUAUCUAAUUCUGCUGGGGCCUCGAAUGGAGAACGAUGUACCGUGCCAACGCUUACCCCUGGGUACGGGCUGCCUAGGUCAGGGUUCAGACCUCCUUAUCGCCCUGGCAACCAGCAACAUAUUCUGCAGACCAGCACAAAUUCAGGCCUGGUACUCAUUCCACAAGGCGGAUGGAAAUUUCCCUUACAGCAGGAGUUGACCAUAACAGAAGCUGUUAAUGAAGACCUAUAUACAAGAAAAAUAGCCUCUGAGCUGAAUUUGCACCGUCCUCCCCUCACAUUAUCCUCUCCUCUGAAGAGGAGGUGGGAUUUAUUUCAACAUGUACAUCCGUCACUCAAGCAGAACAAAACAAGUCGCCAUCCAAAGUGGGAGCCGCCUCAAGUGACGGUGAUGGAAGAAGGAGUGCGUGCUUUGAAGAAAGUCAGACUUCAACCGUCCAUUUCUGGAGGUCCAUUAUCCUCAGAACAGCAGCAACAAAGUCAGAUUAAAAUCGCUCCCUGCGAGAAGAACCCUGUGUUUAAAACCCACCCAGAAUUUCUUGUUCUGAAGGAAACUCAGCCUGUCAGUCAAAGCAAAGUGAAAAAAUCCACCCACGAAAUGGAAAGGAAGGCACCUGAGCAAAAAACCUUCGACAAACUAUGCAAACAUCAGUUGGCCAAAAUGAGGUUCAAUCCAGCAAAAGAUGUUUCAAAAGGUUUUCAUGAGGUCAUUACCACGACUGAGCUACAAAUUCAUCCCAGAAGCAGCCUACCACCUGCAGCCCGGCCAUCCGAUGCCAGGAUAAAGGACUCUGGGACGCUGAAUCAGGAGGAGAGAGAGCAGAUGCUAGAGGAGGUGUCCCGUGCUGAGGUGGUGGUGCUAACACUGAUGUUUCAGGAUGGAACAACUCAGUUGGAUCCUGAACAGAAGGUGGCUCCAGUAGUGUGUGGCCUCCUUGUUUUGAUGAAGACUGAUCUUCGCUGCACCACACCUUGUUGUUCUCUUGGUUUGAAUGACAGCUUGGUCUACUUUAAACUAGAGCGCAACCCUCCAUGGGCACAGCAGAGGAUUCAGCUCGCUCAGCAGCUCUUUACCAGGGCUAUGCUUCUACGGGUAUUGUCAAGGUCUGGACUUGUGAUUUGUUAUAAAGCCAAGGAUUUCCUUCGAACAGUUUUGCUGUUUUACAAACAUGAUCUCAGCUGGAAGGAAGUGGCAGGCUGUCAGAUCCAGGAUCCACAGGUUUCUGGUUGGUUGCUGGAUCCUUCUGAUCCCUCCUCCUGCUUCAAUGAUCUGCUACUUAGACACUGCAAAAACCCUUGUGCAACAUCCCCGGGGUCUGACAAGGUUUCUCAAAUCAUCUCAAGUCUCUGUUGGCUUUUUGAGCUUAAUCUAACAUUAUGCUCUAAACUUCAGAGCCAAGGCUUGUGGGAACUUUACUCAGAAAUGGAGGUGAAAAUGAUCACCAUUCUUGGAGUCAUGGAAAGCCAUUCCAUCUGUGUGGACAAAGGAGCACUUAAGAGAACGUCAGACCUACUUGGGACUAAAAUGAAACAGCUGGAGCAGGAGGCCCACAAAGCAGCUGGGCAAAUCUUCUUGGUUACCAGCAAUGCUCAGCUACGAACAGUGCUGUUUGAGAAGCUGUGUUUACAUGAGCGUUGCAGAAACAAGAAGCUCCCCAAGACAAUCAACAAACAACAGCAGUCAACAUCGGAGGCUGCGUUGCUGCAGCUUCAGGACCUUCAUCCUCUUCCAAAGAUCAUUCUGGAGUACAGACAGGUUCACAAAAUCAAGUCAACGUUUGUUGAUGGGAUUCUGUCAUGCAUGAAGAGCAAGAACUACAUUUCUUCUACAUGGUGCCAGACGAGUGCUGUGACUGGGAGAAUCUCGGCCAAACAUCCCAACUUUCAAGCCCUCCCGAGGCAGCCACUUCAAAUCAGCAGGAAACAGUACAUCCAAGGAAAGCAAGAGGAGGUUGUGGCUGUCCAUCCUCGGGACUUGUUUAUUCCUCAGGACGGCUGGACGUUUCUUUCUGCAGACUUUUGCCAAGUGGAGCUCCGCUUGCUGGCUCACUUCUCCUCCGACCCUGAGCUUCUCCACAUUUUUACCAAACCGCAGUCUGACGCCUUCACCAUGCUGGCCUCUCAGUGGAAAGGGAAGAGUGUGGAUGAGGUGACCCCGGAAGAUCGAGAACAUGCCAAGCGGGUUGUCUAUUCAGUGGUUUAUGGAGCAGGUCGUGAACGUUUGUCAGGGAUAUUAGGGGUGAGCUCUGAGCAGGCUCGUCAUUUCCAGGACAGUUUCCUCCGGACCUACGGGGACGUCCAGGCCUUCAUCCAGAGAACCAUCCAGCAGAGCCACAAACAAGGCUAUGUGGUGUCUUUAAUGGGCCGAAGACGUAACCUCCCCAACAUCAACUCCCCAGACUGGGGGGUCCGCAUGCAGGCUGAAAGACAGGCUGUCAACUUUGUGGUUCAGGGUUCAGCAGCUGAUCUCUGUAAAAUGGCUAUGAUCUCAAUCUUUAACCAGGUCUCCUCCUCCAGCUUGCUCUCUGCCAGGCUUUUAGCACAGCUUCAUGAUGAGCUUCUUUAUGAAGUGGAAAACUCUCAGGUGGAGGAGUUUGCAGCUUUGGUGAAAAGCACCAUGGAGUCUCUUCAUGACAUCCACCAUCUAGGAGUUCAUCUAAAAGUGCCCCUGAAGGUGGCAGUCUCCAUUGGCAAGUCCUGGGGAUCCAUGUCAGAGCUUCACACUCCACCAUCUGUCUCCCAAACUCCAUCUUCCUCCUCCCCCUCUCCCGCUCCACCAUGAUUAUUUAACUAACCAUUUCUGUUUCUUAUGCUCAUAGUUUUCCUCUGGAGCCUUUUUUUCUUCCCUCAUACCCAUCUUUUUUAACACCUCUAUUUAUCCCUUUUUCUCUCCUCCUUAACUGGUCCAGCAUCCACGUCCCUAUGGAAACCAUGCAGCUGCAGCUUGUGGUCCUUGCUUCCCUCUAUCUGUUUCUGGGGGCAACCGCUGACUGGAUUGGACCAGUUCUGUUUCUCUCUCUCUCUUUAUCCUGUAAAAAAAAAAAAAAAAA
Cyprinodon tularosa is the source of this 4128-nucleotide messenger RNA. It is a transcript of the gene poln, whose product is annotated as polymerase (DNA directed) nu. Gene Ontology annotation, biological process: DNA-templated DNA replication; double-strand break repair. The transcript is spliced from 27 exons. Lineage: Eukaryota; Metazoa; Chordata; Actinopteri; Cyprinodontiformes; Cyprinodontidae. Gene Ontology annotation, molecular function: DNA-directed DNA polymerase activity; DNA binding. The record is from RefSeq and is a predicted model, not a curated record. Bases 3 to 3860 code for a protein of 1285 amino acids.